AUGGAAGCUAAACACUCCUAUUCAUCUACGCCUUUAACCGAGGAUCGAAAACAACAAGACUCCUUCCAGCAGGAGUCGAACUUGUCCCGUUAUUCCUCAUCACAAAGCUCCCAGACCUACACUAGCGUACCUUCUGGUACUGGAGCUUCAGGACAAAGCGCAACUAGUUUUACGGAAAACAUGGAACUACAUCAUUAUCAAGUUGUAUUCGCUUAUCAGCAAGCCCUAUCCGCAGAUCAGCAAGACUUCAUCCACGCUGGUUCCUGGGACACAAUCGAGCCACACUCCGAUACCUUCAUUAUCGAAAACGAUUCUAUUCUCUCCCCAACCUACCGAAACGGCGCCGCCGUCGAGCCUGCGAGUCGAGCAAAUGGUGAAGAUACAGAGGGAGGCGAGGCCGUCGGACUCUUCAGAGCCAGUCAACAUCGCAAGGUGUAA
This is a messenger RNA of Talaromyces marneffei, 438 nucleotides long. RefSeq lists its product as uncharacterized. The record is from RefSeq and is a predicted model, not a curated record. Bases 1 to 438 code for a protein of 145 amino acids. The transcript has 2 exons. Lineage: Eukaryota; Fungi; Ascomycota; Eurotiomycetes; Eurotiales; Trichocomaceae.